Molecule: messenger RNA, 6957 nt
Organism: Amphiprion ocellaris (clown anemonefish)
Lineage: Eukaryota; Metazoa; Chordata; Actinopteri; Pomacentridae
Gene: dnajb13
Product: DnaJ heat shock protein family (Hsp40) member B13
Exons: 8
Coding region: 99-1046 (315 amino acids)
Cellular component (GO): cytosol
Molecular function (GO): protein-folding chaperone binding
Source: RefSeq, a predicted model, not a curated record
AACAAAACUAUACAACGGCUGCUCUGUGUUUUAGCUGCUUCGUUUUACUGACACGCUGAACUUCACUUAGAUUUUUGGAUUCUGUAUUUAGUUCCAACAUGAGCAACGAUUACUACGAGACUCUGGAAAUUAACAGGGAUGCAACAGAUGCAGAUAUCAAAAAGGCAUAUCGACGUCUUGCGUUGAAGUUUCAUCCGAGCAGCAACAGAAAUCCUGGAAGCAGCGAGAAAUUCGUUCAGCUCGGUGAAGCCUACGAUGUUCUGAGCGACCCUCGAAAAAAGGCAACCUACGACAAAUUUGGUGAGGAGGGUCUAAAAGGUGGCAUCCCACCUGAGUUUGGCAGCGGAGGGGCCUGGUCAUCAAAAUAUGCCUACCACGGGAAACCAGAUAAAACAUUCAGGCAGUUUUUCGGAGGCGACAACCCGUUUGCAGACUUCUACACAAAUGAUGCACCGAUGCAGUUGGGAGGCCUGCAGCCAGGAGUGGUGAAGACACAGGAUUCUCCAAUAGAGAGAGACCUUCAUUUGUCCCUGGAUGACCUCUUCCACGGAUGCACAAAAAAGAUUAAGAUAUCUCGGCGGGUUAUGAAUGAGGAUGGAAACACAUCAAGUAUCAGAGACAAGAUCCUGACUAUAGCUGUAAAGCCUGGGUGGAAAGAAGGCACAAGAAUCAUUUUCUCCAAAGAGGGAGAUCAGGGACCAAACAGCAUCCCUGCAGAUAUUGUGUUCAUAGUGCAACAGAAGAGUCAUCCAAUGUUUGUAAGACAACAAAAUGACCUGAUCUACAAAGUCAAGAUCUCUCUGGAGAUGGCGUUGACUGGCUUCUCUGUGGAUGUGCAGACACUAGAUGGCAGGCUGCUCAGGAUUCCUAUCAAUGACGUAGUGCACCCUACAUACAAAAAAAUGCUGACUGGAGAGGGAAUGCCGCUGUCCCAGGAUCCUUCCCAGAGAGGAGACCUCAUCAUCACUUUUGACAUCCAGUUCCCUGAGAAGCUCUCGGCUGAGAGCAAACAGCUGAUCAAACAAGCUCUAGCAUUUAAAAAUUGAUCCCAUUUACAUAAAUACCUGAUGUCAUUUCUGUCAUGAAAUAGAGGGAUUGAUACAAUAUGGAAUACUUUGAAAUAUACCUUGAGAGACAAUAAAAAUAAAGCUAAUUUUAUGCAACACAGCUGUGGUACAACAUCAGCCUUCUGGCUAUAGUGGUUAUACAGCUGUGCAGCUGUGAUUCGCUGCCAUCAUGGCUCGUUUCAGCUGCUCAUAUGUGACAAACAUCACCACGUUCCAGGAGCCCAGGCGUAAGAAAGAUGGCAUGAACCUCAAGAGAAAGAAAACAGAAGAGCAUGAUUUAUUACAAUCCAUUCAUAAUAAUAGCUGUCACUUUGUUUAAAGCUGUUUACAGCCUCCCCUAUGAAUAUUCAAUGUACUGUAUAUCCCCAUUAAUCCUUUCAAUACUGUCCAUGCAGUCAUUUCUUACCCCUUAUAAAAGGCAAGUGGUCCCUCUUGGGUCAUCAUAGCAGCAGCACACCUGAGGACGCUGCUGUACUGGCCAAGAGCAGAAUUCAUAUAUCUUGUCUUGACCACAUCCACAGGGGAUGCGAUCACUGUGGUGCACAGCCCUGCACCAAAGGCCGACACAAAGUGGCAGGGCAGGUUAUCUGUGGAGGACGGGCUCAGAGUUACACUCUAGGAUGGAAACACUUCAGGACUAUAUCACACUGGGAGCAUGUGCGGUGGAAGCCAGUUCUACCUGUCAGAGCUGUGGACUUAAGAAGCAUAUCCUUGAUGAAGUCAUAGGUCACCAGCUCUGUGCAGUUAACAAUAGCAUUACGUGCAAUGUUUGGAGCGGUACCUGCAUGACAGAGUUUCAGAGAAAGAUUUAUAAUAUGAAACAAAAGCAUAAUCCUUAAGAUACACUUGAACCUGAGCUACCUUUCCACAGCCCACGAACACCCUCUUCCUUAGCAAUGGUCCUGUAAGCGUCAAUGGUGCUGCAGUAGCGUCUAGCAUGUCCACCAGACCUGGCCUGAGCCUGGAAGCGGACUUUCACCACAUCUGUGGGCUGAGCAAAAGCAACUGCCAUGGCACCUGUGGUGCAUCCUGCAAGCAGUCGACUGCCGAUGCCAACAUCUGAACCAGAGAAAAGGGAGAUGUCAAGCCUGACUGGAGCAAGGCUCCAUCAGCUAAAUUAGAAUACAUUUAUAGAUACUCACGAUCCGAGCCUUUAGUGUAGAACUGCUUAACAGAGUCAUAGAGACCAAUCCUGACAGAGGCGAAGCUCAUCUGCCUCUGGAGUCCUGCCACCAGCCCACUGUAAAGACUCCGAGGUCCCUCUGUACGCACCAUGGUAGUGAUGGUGCCAAACACUCCACGAUACUUCACUGCAGGGCCUGUAGCUGUAGCUGCUGAGGCUCUGGCCUCUCCUUGGAUCUGUCGAGGACAUAAUGGAAUCAGACUCGGGCUAUUCUAUUUACCUGCUGUGGUCUGUAGGUGCUAAAGUGUUUUAAAGAUUCACAUUUAUCCACUGUAUAAGCAAUGUAUAUAUUAAACUUUGAUAUUUGCACUGAGCUGUUUCUACCUGCAGCCGCACUUUGGCGGUGUCCAGGGGAAAGGUGAGCAGGUCUGCAAUGCAGGCUGCAGUUCCUGCUCCCACAAACUUUAUAGCUGCUGAAGGAGGCACAUCUACAGGUGCAAAUCCAACCAUUUUCCAAAGUUAUUUUGAUCAGUGUAAGGAUGGCUUCUUAAUGAGGAUAGGACACAAAGCUCCUCCAAAAUCUGAAAAACAAAUGAUAUUCCACACAUAUUACAUCUAAAGAUAAAUGUAUUUCAAGUUCAAGUUGCAUAAGAGUCAUAGCCUGCCCACCAGAAGACUACUGCUUUAUUUUAUGGAUCUGCCUUUAUUUACUUGUUCCUAACUACUAGUCACUGUACUAAUGGUGCCUGCAGCUGGUGGGAGUCACAGGCUCAUUUAACAACCCCAUUUAGAUAAAGCAACAUCCUUAAGUUGAGGUUUUAGUGAUGCUGAAUUAAAGACAGCUGUUUGGUACAUUGUGCGCCCUCUCAUGCACCAAAAAAGCUUUGCAAAUUCAACAGUAGCAAUACACAAUUUCUCACAUUUUACUCCACAACCUUGUAAUUAAUAACUUUCGUGAGCAAACCUUACCUUGCUUGGAGCACUUUAGGACAGAAACAUUAGAGACCAGGAUUCUCUAAAGGUGUCUCUUUGGCUGAAUUUUGUCCCAGCAAUGAAUUGGUUUCCUUGUUUUUCCAUAGAAGAUUUUUCAAAAGGGAAGAGCCUUAAAAUCAUACUCCUGAAAAACAGAAAACGGCUCAAAAACACCAUAGCAAUGUAACACAGCUUGAAAACAAUUAUUUCAAUAUUCCAAGAAAGUCAUAUGAAACAUUUUGAUUGUACCGUAACUUGAUAUGUGAAAGCUGAAAUGCCUCUCGGCGUAAAUAUCCAAAUGAACCGCUGGAUCUGGAGCGAUAAAUGGGCAGCAUGCAGUACUGUGAGGAACAGAGCCUCUCUUUAAAUAAUGCCAUGAUGCUGUUACAUCAUGGCAUGUGUUACUGGUGGGGCUCCUCCCCAGUCAUAUCUAUGGAGGCUGCCUACUGGUCAGACAGACAGACUAUAAAUGUCUUUUGUGACAAACAGGCUGUGGUUGUACUUGUCUCAUGCACACAUUUGUUUGUCUUAAUGGCUUCAUAAUUCAAAGUUUCACCUUUAUUGUGUCCCCACACCAACAGCAAUAGCAGAAUUAUUAAACUGCUUUGUUUUGUAAAAAUAAAAUGUUUCAUCUAUAAAUCAGAAUAUUCCAACUUGCUGAAAUUAACUUCAUUAAGUCAGUUGUUUGUUUAGAGGCCUGUACAGUAUUGUCAGGCUUUUAGAGUAGAUGCUGAGUCAUGAUGAAAACACAAGAACACACAGUACAUUGCAUGCUAAAUGAGAGCCAUAUGUUCAGGCGGUUCAUGGUCUCACCACAUUUUUGUUUAAACGUGUUCCAUGGCUUGUUGUUCCUGCACCCAUUAGGUGUUAAACCAAAGCAUACUGUUAAUUCUGUGAAGCAGACAGAAGCACCAAGUUUUAGUUUUUAUUUUCAAUACAUCUUUUUGCAAACAAAAUUCACACGGUAUUAUGUAUCUGAAUAGUGAAAUUUGUAAGCAAAUAUGUUCCCUUCAUAGGAUUAUACAAAGUAAUGCUCCAUUGUAUUAGCGACUACAGCUUGGUACAUAUGAGGAAGAGUUGUCAUAGUUGUUGAAAUGUAUGGACUGUAAAGUUGUAACCUCGGGUACAUGUUGUUCUAUAGAUGUAGCUGUACAAUGGUGCUGUGUUUCUAUUUGUGUCUGACCCAGUUGUAAAACUUCCCGCAACAAAAGCAGGUGCAAAUUUUCCAAGACCCUUGAAACAAAACAGCAUUUAUUCAGAAGUACAGUCUUUAGGGGUUUAAUUAGUGAUCGGAGAGUCAGGUAAUAUGUCUGCAUAAUCCAGUCAUGUAAAUGAUCAAGUACAAAAACAAAAUAAUCAUUAAGUCAUGCAUUCAUUCAUUCAUUCAUACAGGUGACAGGAGAGUUUGUUGUUUUUUUAUUUGGAAUCUAAUAGUCAGUAUAAUCUCUGUCAGUAUCAUAGACUGGAGACACUCAUCGAGCCUGAAGUAUAAGAUGUGAAAUAUAUUCUAUUACGGUGUCCUAAGACUUUCAAAUGCUGAUUUCUGCCACAACAAAACUUAAAAAUUGAAUACGUAAAUCUCAUGAUGUGAAUCACAAUAUUUAAACUGCAUUUAAGAUUAGAUAAGAUGAGAUAAGAACUUUAUUAAUCCCAAAGGAAAUUCUUGUGCCAGGUAUCGCUAAAAAAACAAAAAUCGCAAACCAUAAGAAAUGUAGUGCCUAACGGCAAAAAGCAAAAUAUAUAAGUACAAUACAUUACUGAAAUGAAAUAUUUCAUCAUUUUAUAUAUUAACACACCUAUCAAAGCUUCGUUUAAACAGAAUGACAGACAAAAGGGGAAAAGAUUAUCACUUUAUUAAUUAACUUUGACAUUGUUUUCAUUGUGCGUGACGUGACUCAUCGACCAGCAAUAAAUCAUACAGUUGCUAACAAGAAAUAUUUACAUUUAACUAUAAAUCCCUGACUAAGUACCACAAACAAUGGUGAACAGUGUAAACAAUCCACAAUACAGACAACAAUGUAAAAGACAAUAAAAUGGUCACUGUUUAGCUCACAAACUUGCCUUUGCUUUCAUGGGAAACCCACAAUAACUUAAAUAUUACACCUCCACCAUAACAUUAAUAAUGCGAUCUUUCAGUUCAUCCUCUUAAAGGUCAAAGUCCAUCUUCAGACAGCUGAUCAAGGUUUCAGUGUAGAGACGAGAUAAAAAUCUUGAUUAAUAUAUCACAGCCAUCUUUUACACCUCAAUGAGCUUCUUUGUAAUGGAAGCACUGACCAUCACAUUUCAUAAAAUGUCUCUUUAAACUCCAAUCCUUGAAUCUUUCUGGUAUUGCAACGAUGCCCCAGAAGUGUCUCUGACGCAAGUCCGUAUUACAUAAAGUCCACCUCUGAGCCAUGUCAGUAAUGCGACCAUUGGCCCUGAAAGCAUUUGGCGCUCUCCUUUGGGCCUCCUACAGGUCUCCUUUCCCAACCCUCAGUCACCACUGCAUCAUGGUGUUUGUUGGACCAUUGUGUCUGAACAGCCCUGAUUAACAAAAAAGUCCAACAAGCUGCGGUCAAAAUGGUGACUCCCAGUACUGCUGUGCUCUGGUCAUACCUCUUUUAAUUUGUUCAUAAGUCACAAACAUCACAAUGUUCCAGGAGCCCAGUCGCAGGAAGGAAGGCAUGAACCUAAAGGAAGCAAAGGAAAGAUAGUUAAAGAAGUGUCCCAAAGAUUUUUUUUCAAUGCUGUUUGCUUCACUGACACAUUAAUGUGUGUUUACCCUUUGUAGAAGGCUGUAGGUCCUUCAUUCUUCAGCAUUGUGAGAGCACAGUUGACUGCACUGCUGUACUGACCAGUUCCUGAGUUCAUGAACCGUGUUUUCACCACGUCCACUGGAGAUGCCACCACUGUUGUGCAGAAACCUGCACCGAAGCCAGCUGUGAAAUGACACGGCAGGUUGUCUGUGGGAGAGUAGAGGCAAAGUCACAACCUGGAACAGUAUUUGAUGGUUUGUAUUUUGAAUGGAUAUGUAAGAAAGUUUCUCACCUGUCAUUAGAUCGUACUUCAGAAUGAGUUCUUUGAUCAUGUCAUAGGUCACCAGCUCUGCACAGUUCACAAUGGCGUUACGGGUGAUGUUUGGACCUGUACCUGCAUGACGGAGUUAGGAAGAAAGAUUUGUCAUCUGCCUGGAUGAAUAUAGAAGAUAGUUGCUUCAAAUCAGUGGAAGGUAUUCUCAUGCUUAAUUGACAUUUGAAGCCAACAAGUGUGGCAAGUACCUUUCCAAAGGCCCCGCACGCCCUCAUCUCUGGCGAUUGUCUUGUAGGCUUCCAGAGUGCUGUUGUAUCUCCUCCCACCGUCAGCCAGUCGGACCUGGGCUUGGAAACGCACCUUCACCACGUCUGUUGGUUGCGCGAAAGCCACAGCCAUGGCCCCAGUGGUGCAGCCCGCCAUGAGGCGAGUCACAAUCCCAGCACCUGUGCAGCAUGUAUGUUAGUCACAAUGAAACGUCCAUAUUCAUGAAGCACAAGGGGGACCUGAUACUCACUCUCCGUUCCGCGAGUGUAGAAUUGCUUCAUGGAAUCAUAAAGGCCGAUUCGGACGGAGGCGAAGCUCAUUUGCCUCUGGAGUCCUGCCACCAGGCCGUUGUAGAGACUCCUGGGCCCUUCGGUGCGCACCAUGGUGGUGAUGGUGCCAAACACCCCCCGAUACUUCACUGCACCGACCCCUUCAGCUUUCUGAGACUCUCCUUGAAUCUGAACCAUAGAAUGACAUCAAAGGACUCUUAGCAGCACAUUAAUAAAGGCUUUAAUCAGA